GUUCCUGGGGCUGGAGUGGGACACAGAGGGCUCCCCGCCCCGGCUGUGCCCCUGGGGCGGGUGUGUCUGUGAGGGAGCAGUGAUGCCGUGCCCAGCACUCAAACCCGUGACUACUGGCAAGCUGUGCCCAGCUGUGGCCCCGCUGUGCUGCUGCUCCUUGUGCUUUUGGUCAAUUAUGAAACAGCGGCUGAGCAGGAGCCGGAGUGUGCCCAGGAAGGCCAGUGGCAUCCUGUCUGGCCUGCAUCAGGAACAGUGUGGCCAGCAGGAUCUGGGCAGUGAUUGUCCCCUGCACUUGGCACUGGUGAGGUGCAUCUUGAGUGCUGUGUCCAGCUGUGGGCCCCUCUGUUCAGGAAGGACAUUGAAGUGCUGGGAUGUACCCAGAGAAGGGUCUGGAGCACAGGUCCCAUGAGGGGCGGCUGAGGGGCUGGGGGUGUUUAGCCUGGAGGAGGCUCCAGGGUGACCUUAUUCUGCUCUACGGCUCCCUGACAGGAGGGCUGUGCUCCCAGGCCGUAACAGGACGAGGGAAUAUACUCGUAGGACUCAUACUCUCCAACUGUGCUGGGGGAGUUCAGGAUGGGCACCCGGAGGAAUCCACAGAAAGGGUGAUUAGACACUGGAAUGGAUUGCCCGGGUGGUGGUGGAGGCACUUAAGGACAGACUGGCCGCGGUGUGGCUGACACGGCGGUGCUGGCCGCGGGUGGGCCCGGUGAGGCGGCCUCACUCCAGCCCCAUUGAUCCCGCGAGCCUCAGCCCGCGGAGGGCGCUGCGCAUGCGCGCCGGGCUCCCGCUGCGGAGCCUCGUCCGCGCGCCGCGCGCCCCCUGCUGGGCGGCGUGAGGGGCCGGGGCCGCCAUGGUGGCGCGGGCGCUGUGGGCGCUGCUGGCGGCGCUGCGGGCGGGCUGGUGCCUCCUGCCGCAGAGCGGGUACCUCCAUCCCGACGAGUUCUUCCAGGCGCCCGAGGUCAUGGCAGGAGAUAUUUUAAACCUUCAGGUCUAUUAUCCAUGGGAGUUCCUUUCCAGCUCUCCUUGCAGAACAGUUGUUUUCCCAUUAAUGACAUCAGGAGUUAUGUACUGGCUGAUCAAAUCUUUGCAGCAGUUGGACAUAUGUUCAAGUUGCAUCAACAGCUACACUCUCCUUGUAUCUCCUCGCCUGCUCUUUACAAUCUUUUCUUUCAUACUCGACUAUAGUGUUUAUCGAUUGGCCUCUUUCUGGGAAGCAGAUCCAUGGAAAGCGCUGGUACUUCUUGCUGGAUCGUAUGUCACGCUGGUGUUUUAUACAAGAACAUUUACCAACACACUCGAAGGACUUCUCUUUGCUCUUCUCAUGGUACUGGUUUCUUCAAGGAAGUCCAGUGGCAGCUCAGCAGAGCCUACAAGCAGCUCUCUCAUAGGCAUCGUAACAACUGCUGGGUUUUUCAACAGGCCAACCUUUCUGGCAUUUGCUCUAAUGCCCCUGCUUUACUGGGCUGGUUUAAUUGUUGACUCUCAAAAGAGCAUUAAAACUCUCAUAAACCACUUUUUGAAGUUUAUCCUAUGUGCAUGUUUUACCGCUUUUGUUUUCAUAACUGCUGACACCUUCUAUUUUACCUCUGUGAGCUUAGACAACCUCUACAGCACUAACAAGAGCAACCUAAUUGAAGCAAUAGUUCAAUUACAUGACAAAAUGGUAAUAACCCCCUUCAAUUUUCUCAGCUAUAAUCUUAAUCCUCAUAAUCUUGCACUGCAUGGAAGUCACCCACGAGUUACACAUUUUACAGUCAAUGGACUAAUGUUGUUUGGGAUCUUACAUAUUCUGGCCAUUGGUGCUGGCUUUAAAAUGCUUAAGAAAUAUAUCUGUCACUUAAUGCUGGUCAGAUGGUGUUACCGUGGGCUGCCUGGGCUGUUGGUGCAUCCUGAGGGCAGUCCAACAUUGCUGCUGUUUUAUUUUGUUCCUCUGGCAUUUCUCUCCCUGUUCAGUCACCAGGAGCCUCGGUUUCUCAUCCCUCUCAUCCUGCCGUUGGUGCUGUUCAGUGCAUCACCAAACAGAGUUGUGAAAUGGAAACUCCUCAUUGUUCUGUUCAACCUUCUGGGGGCACUUCUGUUUGGGUGCUUACACCAGGGAGGGCUCAUUCCCUGUUUGUUUCACUUGGAGCAGCUCAUCCAUUCCCCAGCGUCCUCAAGCCACCCGCAGCACUACACUCUGCUCUUUGCACACACCUACAUGCCUCCAAGGUCUCUGCUCAAUAUCAAGAAGACAGAUGCGCAUGUGGAAGUCAUUGACAUGGCUGGGGCUGGAGAAGAAGCCCUCUGCCAGACAGUAGAGCAGCGAGCAAGCAACUUUACCUGCAGUGACUGUCAUAUCUUUAUUAUAAUCCCUGGUACAGUCAGAGACACAAUUACAAAAUGUGGUGUCCCAUUCAAGAACGAGACUUUGAUAUUUCCUCACUUAUCAAUGGAAGACCCACCACAAAUAUCUGUCCUAUCCAGUGGAAAUUGGAGGAGUCAGUUAGGACUUUACAUACUUGAACUAAACAGAGAUCAUCAGAGCCUUUAGAACACAGUUUUAGUCUUUUACUUCAUUUGGGUGCUGUCUGAUGGUGGUGUGGGACCUUCCUCUUUUGUACACCUUCCUUUCAGUACCAGCAGUGGUACUAGGAGCUCUCCCAUGUCUCUUUAUUCCCACUCCUCACACUCUUAGGGUAGGGUAGUUCUGAAUAGAAGCUGCUUAAAACUUGAAUUACUCAGCCCUGUGGUGUUUCAUAUGAACUUUCGCAGUUCUCCUGAUGAGAGAGGAUGAAAUCAGAGCCGACCAAAAUUGUGAUUGAAGCUUAGCUAUUUCCGUGUGAGUUUUACUUUUGAAAGCUCUUAUAAUCUCUGACAGCAUUUGGGGACUGUGGGGUGUUUACUGAUAAGAGGCAUUAAUUCAGCUGCUGGAGAGAGGUUACAGGGUUAGUCAAAAGCUGGUCUGACUCAGUAAUCUUUUAUGUUCUUUAAAAUUCAUUAGACCAGACUGCAGUCACAGUACUGUACCACUGACUUGGGUGGGUCCACCGUGAAAAAUCCCCAGCGUUGAUCUGGCAGAAUCUGAUUUAGAACAUGGAGGAUGCUUCAGCCUAAGUACUUGUGCUAAAUCCUAAAAUCCAAGCUUUGCCUGUUUAGCCUUCCUUGCCACAGUUCCAUCCUCGUGAACGUGCUAGCCACGUACCGCCCCGGGCAGCCCGGGAGGGCAGCGCUGGGAAGGCAUUUAGCGUGCGCGGUGUUCCGCGGCUGCAGCUCGGGCACUCCCUCCCUUGCGCGCUCCUGCCGCUCGUCCCGCAGCUGCCGCUGCUCUGUCACGACUGUCACCCCGGCAGAGCGCACAGCAGGUCCUACGGGAGCUGCAUCGAGGAGCUGUGCAGACAGAAAGCGGUAAUGGCACUUCGUGCCAGUGGACCAGAAGCAUCUCUGAACGGGCUCAGCACAGGGUCAGAGAUCCCCCGGUUCUGCUGCCGUGGAGGGAAGGCAGCACCGAGGGAGGAGCCGCAUCCCCUGCGCUCCCUCCCUGUGCACUAACUGCUUCCUGUUAAAUCAGCUCAGUGGGAAUGACAGCUCAUAUCCUGGCUUUCCACUGGAGAGCAGUCUCUUUUAAAACUGGACACCAUAACUGGGCUUCAGCUACAAUCUGUAGUUUUGCCUAUGAGAACUGGAUCCCAAAAACCUCCUGACGUGGCACAUGCAUUGUAGAUCAACCUCUCUGAAACAAAUCUGACACUUGAAUUAUUUCUGCUCACAAAGGUGAUAAUGCUUUUGGCAGUUCUUCACCCACACAACCUUACAUAAUGUCUUAAGACCCAGGUUUUCAACAGAGACAAGAAUGAUACAGAUUGAUGUCAAGCUCCAAGGACAAUCUAGGAAAAAUGAAUGUGUGACUGCAUUUUCCAAACUAUAGGUAUGACCUAGAUGUUUAGGGAACAUUGGUCUUGUUCUAUUGUAAAGCAUUUUGUCUUGUGUUCUCUGUAUGUUCAUCCCACAUCCUUUAUUCCUCACUGCUGGUCUGCCUGUAAAUUAAAGAUGAGUGUUUAGGGGAGGCAGGGGGAGAGAAGGGGCCUGUCUGUACUUGUGACUCACAAAGUCAUGUAAGUAGCUGUAAAAGCAUCAUGACAGCAAAUGUAUUUUGCAAGUUAAUUUUCUUUUUGCUCUCUUACACAACAGUGUGCCACAUCUGGUACUCCAUGUCCUGCUUUCCAUUUUCAGUUUUCUUAACUUAAAUCUUGAACAUUAUUUUCAUAAAAUUUACGAAUUCUGUCACUCUGAGUGGGGUACAUCUUGAACCUCGUGGAGGAUGUAAUGGAACACCAAUCCCAUGGGAUGAUGACUUCUACCACUGCACAGGUAACCUGCAGAGUCAGCAAGAGAACCUGGACUACAGAUACCAGCUCAGAUUAACAAUAUACUGCUUUUGUCUUGCCAGCCAGACCUUUGAGUUUACACUGUAGAUGCUGUUUCUCCAUCCAUGCACACCUGGCUUUGCUGCUGGAGGUUUAGUUUUGCCAGUGAUGCAGGAAACUGUAUCUCAGACCACGUUCUUCUCACCUGUGAUGAUACAAGGAAUGAAAUGACCCUCCCCAGUUAACAGAGCCUCUACUCAGCUGGAUCAAGCAGUGAAACAUGCUCUGAAGGAAGGUUAACUGCUGUAGUGUCAUAGAAGUCAUCAGACCGGCAUCUUAAGCAAACCUGCCCAAUGCAUUACACAUGAUAGAUGCAUCCUUUUCCAUUAUGUAUCUGUAUUUCCAUUUUUAUGUAGGGUGGCUGUAUAGUUCAUUUUUUCCCUGUAAAUCUUCUUUGCUACAAUAGACUUGAGGUGUGCUUUUAGGAUAGCUACUGAAUCCCUUUUACCUUCCUGUAAGAUAUGCCUUAUCCUGUACAUCAUCAUCAACACUUAAAACCCUUUUUGUAACAAAGCUGUAUCAAAUAUAGAGUAUUACUCCUGUCUACACAGACAUUGUUACAGAU
Messenger RNA from Oenanthe melanoleuca, 4968 nucleotides. It is a transcript of the gene PIGZ, whose product is annotated as phosphatidylinositol glycan anchor biosynthesis class Z. Gene Ontology annotation, molecular function: alpha-1,2-mannosyltransferase activity. Bases 851 to 2530 code for a protein of 559 amino acids. Gene Ontology annotation, cellular component: endoplasmic reticulum membrane. Lineage: Eukaryota; Metazoa; Chordata; Aves; Passeriformes; Muscicapidae. The record is from RefSeq and is a predicted model, not a curated record. The transcript is spliced from 2 exons. Gene Ontology annotation, biological process: GPI anchor biosynthetic process.